Messenger RNA from Dichotomopilus funicola, 585 nucleotides. Its product is annotated as AhpD-like protein. NCBI's taxonomy places the organism in Eukaryota, Fungi, Ascomycota, Sordariomycetes, Sordariales, Chaetomiaceae. Gene Ontology annotation, molecular function: peroxiredoxin activity. The coding region runs from base 1 to 585 and encodes 194 amino acids. The transcript is spliced from 3 exons. The record is from RefSeq and is a predicted model, not a curated record.
AUGCGCCUCCCCUACACCCCCAACCCCCCACAGCCCACCACCCCAGAAGAAGAAGCCAUCGUCGCCCGCAUCGCCGCGCGCCGCGCCCCUCGUCCCCUCCAACCCCUCGACCUAACCCUCCUACACUCGCCCCCCGUCGCAGACGGCUGGAACUCCUUCCUGGGCGCCAUCCGCACCAAGACCGACUCUGUCCCUGCCGAUCUGCGCGAGCUGGCGAUUUCGCGCGUGGCUGUGGUCAAUGGUGCGUGGUAUGAGUGGGCGCAUCAUGCGCCGUUGGCGGUGGAGGCUGGAGUCGGGGAGGAUGGGAUGGGGGUGGUGAAGCGGGAGGGGGAGUUGGUUUUGGGGCUGAAGGAAGGAGUAGAGGGGUUGAACGAGAAGCAAUGGGCUGUGGUGUGCUAUGCGGAUGAAAUGACGAGAAAUGUCAAGGUGAGGGAUGAGACGUUUGCGCGGAUGAGGGAGCUGUUUGGUGAGCGGGAGAUUGUGGAGAUUACGGCAACGGUCGCUGCGUACAAUUGCGUGAGCCGGUUCCUGGUGGCUCUGGAUGUUGGUGAGAAGAAUGCGCUGGGACCAGACGCGGCGCAUUAA